CUAGACGAGAUUUUCCUCAAGGCAUACACGCACAAAGAGAAAUAUUUUCCAAUAUUUUAAAAAAAGCUCGAUCGUGCAAUGUAGAAAGAUUUGACAUAUUUAUAAAAUUUUUUAAUUUGAUAUGAUGAAGACGAUCGCUCGGACAUAAUAGCGAGCAUUGGACGCGUAAAUUUACAGAUCUGAAGAUAAAGCGACUCAAAAAAUUGCAGAUAUCUUUUUAUUAUUCGGAGCAAUCUAGUGAAUAUCGAAAACAUCGCUUGAAACAAUAAAACCGCUGGUUGUAGAUUUGACGUGUAUAUUCUUUAAAGAUCGAAGAAGACAUUAUACAAACAGAUAGUUUAGAAAGUAAACAAUUCAACAAAAUAAAAUUAAAUAGAAGAAGACAUCAUGAACACGGACAUUAAGGACACGAACGAACGAACAAACACUAAUAACGUGAAAGAACAAACAGAUGUUAACAAUACGAAUGAAUACAAGAAUAUUAAAAAUACAAACGAGCAUGUUAAUAGUGCGAAUAGACAAACAGAUCUUAACAAUGAGGGUUUGCAUGUAUCAACGUGCAUGGAAACCAAGAUGGAGCCCAACGUCACUGAAGAAAAAAAAUGGGAACGAACAGGCACAAUCUAUCAGAUAUUGAUAGCCAUAUGCGCCAAUAUUGUGGUGUUGGGUCCAGCAAUGGGUUUCGGUUACAGCGCUGUAGCAGAAUCUGCAAUGAGAUCAAAUAAGACUGAUGGUGAUUUACAACUUGAUGCUAAUCAAGCAAAUUGGAUGGCUACUGUAUCGGCAUUGGGUACACCUAUUGGUUGCCUACUCUCGAGUGUCGUGAUGGGACGAGGAAGAAAGACCAGCAUGUUCGUGACAUCACUGAUCUCAAUGGCGGGCUGGGUGAUCAUUUACAUGUCAAACAGUUACGUACAAAUCUUAGUUGGAAGAUCAAUUUCCGGAAUAUCCACUGGCAUGGCGUCGGUCCCGACGACGGUGUAUGCAGCGGAAAUAGCGGGAUCGAAAUGGCGAAGUUCGAUGGUUACAUGGACCAGUAUCUCUAUUGCUCUCGGUGUUCUCAUUGUUUAUAUCUUCGGGUAUAUUUUUCAGGACAAUUGGCGAAUGGUGGCUUUAAUGUGCGCUCUAUUUCCAUUGUGCGCGAUCGCCCUCAUUUUACUCGUGAUACCCGAGAGUCCUUUGUGGUUGAGGGAUCGAAAUCGGCCCGAUGAAGCGCUGGAGAUCAUGAAAAAGUUUCGCGGAAUACCAAAGGAUCAGCCAGCACCGGCGGAAGUCUUGUUUGAACUAAAACCGCGUCCGCAGAAGAAGAAUCAGAACACGCUGAAACAUUUGAUGAAAAGGAGCUCUCUAGUACCAUUCGGCGUAAUGCUCAGCUUCUUCUUUUUCCAACAAUUCUCCGGGAUCUUCGUUGUCAUAUACAACGCAGUUGGAAUCAUGGCUAAAUCUGGUGUUAAAGUAGAUCCUUUCCUUGGAGCAGUAUUGAUAGGUAUCGCUCGUUUUAUAGCCAGCUUCUUAAUGGCCGGUGUGUCCCGAAAAUUCGGUCGACGAAUACCGUCGAUGAUUUCCGGCAUUGGGAUGACGAUCUUCAUGGGAGGCUUGUCACUAUAUCUGUUCUUAGCUGAAAAGGGAACCGUCAUGGCGGACAAUGGGGUAAUCCCGGUGAUUUGCAUGGUGAUGUACAUAUUCACAAGCACUUUGGGUUUCCUGGUGAUACCGUUCGCAAUGAUAGGCGAAGUGUUUCCGUCCAAGGUUAAAGAUAUAUUGUCCGGCAUGACGGCCGCCAUAGGUUAUCUCUUCAGUGCGAUAACCGUUAAGACGUAUCCAGAUAUGGCAAAGCUGAUGAACAUGUAUGGCGUGUUCCUUUUUUACGCGAUCAUGUCUUUAAUCGGCGCAAUAUUCAUCUUAUUAUUCUUACCUGAGACAAAGGGAAAGACUCUACGCGAGAUCGAGGACAUGUUCUCGACGAAAAAAAAGGCCUUCGAAUUGUAAUCCAUGGAAGGGAUAGUCGAAGAAGUAUUAAGUUAUUCCGACGGUCAUUACGUCGGUCUUCUAAGAAAUUGAGAAUUUAUUGCUUAUGUUAGUA
Molecule: messenger RNA, 2083 nt
Organism: Mycetomoellerius zeteki
Lineage: Eukaryota; Metazoa; Arthropoda; Insecta; Hymenoptera; Formicidae
Product: facilitated trehalose transporter Tret1-2 homolog
Exons: 6
Coding region: 388-1989 (533 amino acids)
Biological process (GO): transmembrane transport
Cellular component (GO): membrane
Molecular function (GO): transmembrane transporter activity
Source: RefSeq, a predicted model, not a curated record